UCGCCUUGAAAGAAUUUGUUACGCCCCGAUUGCUACAUUUCUGGGUGCACCACUGGUCGCACAUAGGAGUACACGGACCAGGAAAUGCACAGCAGCAAACGGAUUCAAGAUACGCGCAAGUGCAUAGGCGGUCGAACACGCGUCGACGCGGAUCCAACCCUCUACAGAGUAUAGAAAUGAUAGAGAGAGGCCGAUAGAUGAGGGUGUAUCGAGGUAGCCGAAGGUGGUGGCUCGGUAGUCGACUCUAGACAGCCGGUAGUUGCGGUCAACUGCGGUGAAUCUAGUACAUUAAAAAAUUACGGAUAAUUGCGGUCGGUUGCAAAAGAUCGUGUAGCGAGCUCCUCUCAGCAAUGGAGUUGCGCGAAGUGAAUCGCAUAUUCGACAAUGCGGAAGAGACCACGGAACUUCUACCGCCGUCCCAUCGCGAUAACGCGGAAGUGGAAAGUUACUUCAUCGAGUAUGCUAUUCAGAAGGAAAUGAUAAAUCGUAAUCGAUGCCCCGCCAGUCGUCGUUUGCUUAGCCAAACCGCGCACUUGGCGGAUUUCAAUCUUGCCAAUGGUAAUAAUCAAAAGGAUUCGCCAUGCGUUGGUAUCAGUAUGAUACAUACUUCGAACGCAAAUUGGCCUCCUUCUAGAAAGAGAGAAGAGGCGAAAGCAUUGGAAAACCUUCGAAAAAGAGUGGAACAAUCGAAAUUGUAUAAAGCGAAUCGAAUUUCAGAUACCUGCGGAUCGACCUCUGCCUCUAUGGUCUUGAAUAACGAUCGAGCCGAGCGGCUCGAUAAUCGGCCGAAGCUCUUAAAAAAGAUCCUGAGUAACAGACCGAUGAGUAUCGCGCAUGACAGUAACGAUCUGGAGACUGACUGGCGGGACAGCGAAUUUAUUACCGAAUGUUUGUGCUGGCAUAAUGUGUAUCGACAGAGGCACAACGCGCCCCCGUUAACAAUGUCCCCGCAAUUAUGCGAGUAUGCACAAACAUGGGCCAAUCACUUAGCGCAUACGAACACAUUCUACUACAGAAACGAUCGAGAAGUAGGGCAAAAUCUUUAUUGUCGGCCCGGAGGUGCAGUUCCUACCGAUGUAACUGGACAAGACGUCGCGUCGUAUUGGUAUUCGGCGGUGAAACAGUACGAUUUUUUAAAAGAACCGGAUAUCCUUCAUGCCAACGUGAACGCAGGUCACUUCACGCAACUAAUUUGGGCGAGCAGUCGUUACUUCGGGGUUGGAAAAGCUCGCAGCAGAAGCGGAAAAAUAAUCGUGGUGGCCAAUUAUCGGCCGGUAGGUAAUAUAUCUGGACAUUUUCAGAGUAACGUGUUACCACCCUUGCCGGAAAAUCUGAAUAUGACUUUGUCGCCGCCGUCUCAGUCGUCUCAGAAAAUCUUCCGCGACAAUUACGUUGCGUCUGACUCGCCGCCGCCAGCGUCGCCCUCCGCGCCGCUUUCGGAUACCGCAUCGACGGACAGCGAUCGUUCUUCCAUCGGUUCCGCGCAAUAAUACAGACGACCGAAUUGCCUCUUCUGCGUUUGCACGCGCGGAUGGGACGGACGUUGAUCGAUAUCAAUCAGUACGUUUGCACCGUUCAAAUUUAUUCUAAAGUUCGAACGUCGACGUCCCUUUAAGAACGUUCACUCUUGCCCUGUAAAAGAAACUGAUCGGUUACGCGAACCGAGUUGAGAGCUUUGAAUCGAAACAUCUCGAGAACAAUCAUUUUUAACGAAAUUGUUAAACGCGACAGUUUUAAGGGGGAACUAUACCAAAGUUAAACCAAAGUUGAACUCUUUCAAAGUUAUUCGAGCUUGAACGUUUUAACUUUGGCGUAAAUUCGGGCCGUGCGAACGUAGUCAAUAUUACCGUCUUCCUCGCAUCCAGCCACCUGUUUUUCAUCCCGAAUUUCCUCACCUUCUCUCUACCCCCACCUUUCCUUGUGCGUACAUUAACAUAUUCGAAACCGAUGACUUACUCUAUAAAUGGUGCAACAUCAUGCACGAUUAGCCGAUGACGCAUCACGUUAGUCAGAUAAGCGAGUAUGUCGGUUUUGAAUGUGUUGAUCGAGAAUACGUAAACUUCACUGAAUAUGGCUACGAAAACCAGGCCUAAGGGGGGAAUCUAAUUUUCGUGAGGAUUCGAAGAACUGAGAGAAAGAAAUACGCUUACAAAGUAUACAUAAAUACAUAUACAUAAAUAUAAAUAUAUACGGGUGAAUAAGUAUAUAUAAUCGUUUCUUCGUAUAUAUGUAUAUUUAUUACUUGUUUAAUCGAGCGACGUGAGAACGUGGGAAAGGAAGAGAGAGAACCUUGAAAAUCUCGAUUUAAAACUCGCGUGCAAAUAUCGUAGAGCAGGCAUUAUGCGUUGCGUGGGUCCUAAUACUUUUUUAUCGAUAAUUCUCACGCGUAACGCGCGUAUUCUAAAAGACCUCGAUUCGUGACAAAUAAAGUGUGAUAAAAAUCGCUAAGAACGAUUAACGCGGACGUUACAGUUUUACACACGUUGUGUACGAACCGCGAAAAGUUCAGAAUGUGUUGUAAGUCGCGCAAGCAAUGAACGAAAAUGUUUUCCUUGACCAACGACGAAUGCAGUCGUCGAGGAAAGAAAUCAGAAAUCUUUGUACUUGCGUGUAUUAUUCGCUUUUAAUGAUUUGUGUAAGGACGGGAGAUUAAAAGACCAGUCCUGGAUCGAGGGGAAUGCGGACAGUGUCGAGUAAUGUUUGCUUAAUCACAAGCCUUCGGAGUUGACUGAAACAUCUGACCCAAUUCGUCUCGCAAUUCCUUUCAUGACUAACUUUUCAAUCUCCCGUCUAUACGUAGUAGUGAACUGCGUGUCGAAAAGAGUACAAACUGCAUGCAGUAAUAGUCAAGUUCCAUGUAAUACUGCAUACACGCGAGUAGUCUUCUCUCGAAGCAAAAAUGUUUUAUUCAGGCAUCGAUCUUUUCCCGUCACAGUAAUAUUAUGCAAUUGUAUGUUUGUAUACGCGUGUUGCAGUGCUCUAAAAAUUCCUGAUACUUUUAUACGCCUUUGCGUUUUUGGAGCUUUCACUUUCAAACACAUAUCGUGCGUUUGAAUAAACGUUAGUGUUGCUGUUUCGGGCAAAGAUCGAUCAAUCUUUUCGUUGAAAAAAUCAGUAUAUUGCUUUGAAACCUCGAAUAGAACGGGCGCUGGAAAGAGAUCACAAAUAUUUUCGUACGAUCCAGCUGUUUGAUCCGAUGUUUUAAUAAUGCCCAGAUUUGGCUACUGAUAGUUAGUCAGGUUUUCCAAAUGCGUCGGUGAAUACAAUUUGUCAAAGUACUUCCACUCUUUCCACGUCCGGCGUGAAACGUCGUUUGCUACGUUUUAUGCUUAAAUAGUGUUAACACAAAUACGUAACGAACCGCUCAAAAUUUGAUACAAUUUAUCGCGAGAAUGUUUGUUUUCUUGCUUCGUAGUUUAAAAGUAACGCAAAUAAGGUCGUCAUUAUUUGUCGCGCUUCUACGAUGAAAUUAACGUCGACGUCUCAUCCUUUCAAGAUGAGAUCAACUCGAUCGCGAUCGAAUUUGGUGAUUCGAAUACGAAGAACGGUAUGCUAUCUUACGAGAUGGGUAAAAGAUAGGCUUUAAGAACUUCCAAUCGAACGGCUUAACGAGUAUACUAACAACGAGUGCAAUCAAACGAAAAUAAGUAAAAUGGUCGCUAGGCGAGUCUAGCGUCUUCCGAUCGUUGUACCUCUAAAUAUACUGCCAGUAAUCGGAUUUUGGUGAGCGGACAUUCGUCCGUCGGUCAGAGAUUCUCUACUUGUUGUUGGUUGUAUUGUUCUUUUACAUGUAAUUAUAUAGGUGUAUGUUCUGUAAGUCUUCCGAACUCCGAUACGAUUCCAUAAUCGCAAAGA
This is a messenger RNA of Colletes gigas, 3855 nucleotides long. RefSeq lists its product as uncharacterized. The transcript has 5 exons. The record is from RefSeq and is a predicted model, not a curated record. NCBI's taxonomy places the organism in Eukaryota, Metazoa, Arthropoda, Insecta, Hymenoptera, Colletidae. The coding region runs from base 351 to 1490 and encodes 379 amino acids. Gene Ontology annotation, cellular component: extracellular region.